Messenger RNA from Vigna umbellata (rice bean), 865 nucleotides. Its product is annotated as putative expansin-B2. Gene Ontology annotation, biological process: sexual reproduction. Gene Ontology annotation, cellular component: extracellular region. Lineage: Eukaryota; Viridiplantae; Streptophyta; Magnoliopsida; Fabales; Fabaceae. The record is from RefSeq and is a predicted model, not a curated record.
AUUGUGAUAAAAUGGCUCUGACACUUGAACGUGCUUUAUUUUAUCUACAAACCCUAGUAGUUAUACUCUCAAUAUUCCUAGUCAACCCUUCCUUUUGUUUCAACCCCAAAAAGCUCUUUAACACUUCUUAUUAUGCUCCAUCUGGUUCAGAUUGGUCACCUUCACUGGCCACAUGGUAUGGACCUGCUAAUGGAGAUGGAAGUGAAGGUGGAGCCUGUGGUUAUGGCAACGCUGUUGGGCAACCUCCAUUCUCUUCGUUAAUAUCUGCAGGAAGCCCUCUCAUUUAUGACUCCGGCAAAGGGUGUGGUUCUUGUUACGAGGUGAAAUGCACAGGGAAUUCUGCAUGCUCGGGCAACCCGGUGAAAGUAGUGAUCACUGAUGAGUGUGCUGGGUGUGGCUCAGAUGCUCAAUAUCAUUUUGAUUUGAGUGGCAGUGCUUUUGGAGCAAUGGCGGUUUCAGGUCAAGAUCAGAAUCUACGCAAUGCAGGAAAAAUAAACAUUCAACAUAGAAGAAUCGAAUGCAACUAUCCUGGUAAAUCAAUAGCUUUUCGCGUGGACUCUGGGUCAAACCAAGAGUAUUUUGCUACCUUGGUUGAAUAUGAGGAUGGGGAUGGUGACCUUGCCAAGGUUGAACUCAAAGAAGCACAUGAUGAUUCAAAUUCAUGGGAUUCAAUGCAACAAUCGUGGGGUGCGGUUUGGAAACUUGACAAAGGCUCACCAUUGAAGGCACCAUUCUCUAUCAGGCUCACCACUCUUGAGUCUGGCAAGACCAUCGUGGCCAAUAAUGUGAUUCCUGCUCAGUGGACUCCUGGUCAGACUUACAGAUCAAUUGUGAAUUUUGAAACUUAAAAAGUUUUAUCAAGAUA